This is a messenger RNA of Pocillopora meandrina, 924 nucleotides long. The record is from the annotation of a GenBank genome assembly. NCBI's taxonomy places the organism in Eukaryota, Metazoa, Cnidaria, Anthozoa, Scleractinia, Pocilloporidae.
AUGUCGAACAUUAGUGGAGUCGGAAACCGCUCGUCGAGAGCAGCACACUUUUACUACUGCGCCAAUGGUUUGAAUGGAUUUCACAACCAGAUCAUUUCAUCCUUAAAUGUGCUUAUAGCAAUCACAUCCUUUCCAGUUAACCUCUUGAUAAUUGUUGCCCUUCAAAAAAUUACGUCGAUUCAUCCGCCAUCGAAACUUUUAUUCAGCUGCUUAGCAUUGACGGAUCUUUGCGUCGGAAUCAUAUUGCAACCUUUGUAUAUUGCCUAUUUGUUGUCUCCGUACCACUCUAGUCUCUGUUACUAUCUGGAAUAUGUUUCUCCAGUUGUGGCCUUAUCUCUAUGCGGCGUAUCUUUGCUCACGUCAACUGCAAUAAGUGUGGAUAGAUUGUUCGCGCUGGUGCUUGGGUUAAGGUAUAGACAAACCAUCACAAGGAAACGGGUCUGGGCCUUUGUAAUUUUUUCUUGGCUUGGAAGCAGUAGUAACGCAGUAGUUUACCUAUAUGGAUAUCGCAUUCUUUUAUUUACUGCCAGUGCAAUAAUGUUGCUGUGCAUAUCAACGUCCUCGUUCUGCCACCUGAAAAUAUAUCGUAUACUUCGCCAUCACCAGUUUCAAGUCCAAGAACGUGUUUACCUCUCGCGGCCAAAUAGGAGGGAAGUACCGAUCAAUAUUGCACGAUACAGAAAGACAGUUUCCAGUGCACUUUGGAUAUCACUGGUGUUGUUAGGUUGUUAUCUACCAUUUGUUAUAAUGAUAUUCAUAGAGUACAUAACUUAUGCGCCAAUUGUUGCCUUAUUUUUUGAAUUAGCAGUAACUCUUGUUCAGUUGAAUUCAUCCCUGAAUCCAUUGCUGUACUGCUGGAAAAUUAGAGACGUAAGACAGGUAGUGAAAGAUAUGGUCAAAGAGUUUUUCUGCUCCCAAAGUUAG